This is a messenger RNA of Drosophila innubila, 2139 nucleotides long. Its product is annotated as dynein beta chain, ciliary-like. NCBI's taxonomy places the organism in Eukaryota, Metazoa, Arthropoda, Insecta, Diptera, Drosophilidae. The annotation marks the transcript as partial. The transcript has a single exon. Gene Ontology annotation, cellular component: dynein complex. Gene Ontology annotation, biological process: microtubule-based movement. The record is from RefSeq and is a predicted model, not a curated record. Gene Ontology annotation, molecular function: dynein intermediate chain binding; minus-end-directed microtubule motor activity; dynein light intermediate chain binding.
CCGGCUUUUAAAGGUCUUGAAAAGGAUAUCGAGGGCUCUCAUAAACGCUGGAUGAAGUUCAUCGACUCAGAGAGUCCUGAGAAUGAAAAACUGCCUGGGGAAUGGAAAGCAAAAUCGGCUAUUCAAAGACUGUGUAUUAUGCGGUGCAUUCGUCCUGAUCGGAUGUCUUACGCCAUGAAGGGUUUUAUUGAUGAGAAAUUAGGCUCCAAAUAUAUAGAUGCAAGAUCGAUAGAGUUUUCUAAAACAUUUAAGGAGUCUAGCCCUGAAACUCACAUUUUUUUUGUUUUAUCGCCAGGUGUAGAUCCUCUUAAAGAUGUAGAAAAAAUUGGAAAAGUAUUGGGGUACAGUUUCGAUUAUGAAAACUUUCAUAGUGUCUCAUUAGGUCAAGGACAGGAAAUCAUUGCCGAAAAAGCUAUUGAAACGGCAGCGCAACAAGGCCACUGGGUUAUAUUACAAAAUAUUCACUUGGUAGCACGCUGGCUUCCGAGUCUUGAAAAGAAAAUAGAAGCCUCACUUAUGAAUGUGAAUCCAAAAUAUAGACUUUUCUUAAGCGCUGAGCCAGCAGGCGAUCCAGCUAUGCACAUUUUACCACAGGGAAUACUGGAAUCUGCCAUUAAGAUAACAAAUGAGCCACCAACGGGAAUGAUGGCCAAUGUACAUAAAGCUCUUGAUAAUUUUAGUGAUGAAACACUUGAGAUGUGCUCAAAAGAGACAGAAUUCAAGGCCAUUCUUUUUUCGCUUUGUUAUUUUCAUGCGGUCGUGGCGGAACGUCGCAAAUUUGGACCACAAGGAUGGAAUCGCUCAUAUCCAUUUAAUGUGGGUGAUCUAACAAUAUCAGUUUAUGUGUUAUUCAACUACUUAGAGGCUAACACACGCGUUCCUUGGGAAGAUCUCCGAUAUUUGUUUGGAGAAAUUAUGUACGGUGGUCAUAUCACAGAUGACUGGGAUCGUCGAUUAUGCCGGACUUAUCUUGAAGAAUUUAUGCAGCCGGAACUUAUUGAUGGCGAUCUGGAAUUUUGCCCGGGCUUUCCAGCGCCGGGAAUUCUGAAAUAUGCAGGAUAUCAUCUUUACCUCGAUGAAAACUUGCCACCAGAGAGUCCUUCCCUAUAUGGAUUAAAUUUGAAUGCUGAAAUUGGUUUUCUAACUACCGUUUCAGAGCGACUUUUUCGUAUUGUCUUUGAGUUGCAACCCCGGAUGUCGAGCGGUUCGGGAGGUGGUGCUGAAUCUGUAUCUCAGGAGGAUAUUAUUAAGGGCGUUAUUGAAGAUCUACUUGAUAAGGUUCCAACGCCUUUUAACAUAUCGGAGCUUAUGGGUCGUGUAGAGGAUCGUAAUCCGUAUAUUAUAGUAGCUUUCCAAGAAUGUGAAAGAAUGAACAUUCUUAUGGCUGAACUUAGACGUUCCCUUAAUGAAUUGGACUUAGGUCUUAAGGGUGAACUAACUAUAUCGUCAAUCAUGGAGGACCUUAUGUUAUGCCUCUAUAUGGAUCAAGUGCCAGAACAGUGGACCAAACUUGCCUAUCCAAGUUUACUUGGACUACAAUCCUGGUUCGGCGACCUCAUGCUACGUUUACGUGAGUUGGAAAGUUGGGUUUCUGAUUUUCGAUUGCCCUCUUCCAUCUGGCUAGCAGGUUUUUUUAAUCCGCAAUCAUUACUGACUGCUAUUAUGCAGCAGACAGCGCGUAAAAAUGAAUGGCCGUUAGACCGAAUGUGUCUUAAUUGCGAUGUCACUAAGAAAUUUAAAGAGGAAUUUACCUCAGCACCUCGUGAGGGAGCCUAUGUUAACGGUUUAUUUAUGGAAGGUGCUCGUUGGGAUAUGAAAAUGAGUACAAUUACUGAUGCGCUAAAUAAGGAAUUAUUUCCAGCCAUGCCUGUUAUAUACAUAAAAGCAGUAACUCAGGAUAAGCAAGACACAAAAAAUAUUUACGAAUGUCCAGUGUACAAAAUUCGGCUGCGAGGACCAACUUACGUGUGGACUUUUAAUCUAAAGAGCAAGGAACGAGAUAGCAAAUGGACAUUGGCUGGAGUUUGUCUACUUUUACAGACUUAGUACAGAAUCGCUCUAGUCUAACAAAACAAGUAACUAAACCAUUAUUGAUUGUAAAAUAUCUGUAUUGAGAAAUAAUAAAUUAUUCCAAAUAUU